ACCUUCAAAACAAGCUCUUCAUAAAAGAAACUUCAUUGCAAGAGAUGAAGAGUGAGCUAGAAAGUUACAAACGAAAUAACGUGCAUCAGUCUUCCCAGAUAAUGUCCCUGAAAGAGGAUAUCAAGGACUUAGAGGAACUUAUCGCUUCUCUAACCAGAAUUAAAUCUUUGAAAAACACCAAUAUUCAGAAUCUUGAAAGAGGCAACUGGGAUCUAACUGAAAAAAUUAUAGAACUGGAAAACAAUCUAAGAGUCCAUCUGUUUGAAAGAGAAAAGGCAGAGCGGAAAGCAGGCCUUUUGGAGGAAAAGUUAGCAGGUGUUAAUGGAUUCACCCAUCAUAUGAAUAUGAAAGGACAAGAAGAUUCCUUGGAUAGUUUCAUGAUGCAGAGGACAGCAGGUCUGCAGCAGGAAAUCCAGAUGCUCACCAAACGGCUGGAGCAGCUAUGUGGCCACUCUGAAGAAGCCGUUGGAGAAUUCUCCCAAAUGGAAGAAAGGCAGAGGGAACAAAAAAGACCCUUGAAACGUAUGGAAGGAAACACUGCUAUUAAUGACUUUUUUCAAGAGAGAUUAGAAUUGAACAGGAAAAAAGAAAACUCUGGGAUUAAGAAUUCAUGGAUAGCAGAACAUGGCAAGAUAUCCCAACAGCUAGAGAAAGACAAUGAGCAACAAACACUAUUGAAUAUUCAGCAGAAUUUGCACAAUGCUACAACUCAAAGAUUAGAGGAGAAAAUUCAGAAACUUCAGAAACAGCUGAGUGAUUUGAAAUUGUCAAAUAAAAGUAUGAAAACUCAACUGACAAGAGUAAAUGUCCUUAAGGACAAAACAAUUGAAAAGCUCAGGCAAUCUUUAACAAAAGCUGAACUAAUGCAAGGGAAGACAGUUAUGAAAACAGACAACUUGAAAACUACAUCAGACUCUGCCAAGACAGAGGAAAGAGGAGACAAAGAGAAAGUCCAUCAGAUGUUAGAUGCCAUCAGUCCUGAGCGCUACACAGCAAAGAGCACGCUUGAUAAAGUAUCAGGACAACAAGAGCUGACUGAUUUUCGAGAAACUAUUAUGAAGAUGUUGGGAUUUAACAUGAGAACAGCAGACAAGGAAAUCAUCAAUCACCUAAGGCUUAUUAUACAAGAUUAUAAAGCAUCUGACAAAUCAAAGGUUGCUUCUCACUCUGAGACUGGACAGGAUAAUGAAUAAAAAAGUUCUGUCUUUUUCAUUACUCCCGACAAGAACUCAGUAGAUACGGGCAUCUCCUGUAGCAUCUUGAAUGCAGCUAUGUUAUGAAUAAAAUGCACUGGGAAUUUC
Lynx canadensis (Canada lynx) is the source of this 1301-nucleotide messenger RNA. Its product is annotated as coiled-coil domain-containing protein 170-like. Lineage: Eukaryota; Metazoa; Chordata; Mammalia; Carnivora; Felidae. The transcript is spliced from 6 exons. The coding region runs from base 45 to 1193 and encodes 382 amino acids. The record is from RefSeq and is a predicted model, not a curated record.